Molecule: messenger RNA, 889 nt
Organism: Lotus japonicus
Lineage: Eukaryota; Viridiplantae; Streptophyta; Magnoliopsida; Fabales; Fabaceae
Product: guanosine deaminase-like
Exons: 5
Coding region: 185-775 (196 amino acids)
Biological process (GO): purine nucleoside catabolic process
Molecular function (GO): zinc ion binding; guanosine deaminase activity
Source: RefSeq, a predicted model, not a curated record
CUCCAUUUUUUGAGUAACCGACCAAAAAAUGAGUUGAAUUUGACCACUUUGUACUUGCGUGACCAUUUUGUCACCCUUUUGUGGGGUUUCGUUUUCUACAUCCUACUUUACUUUGCAACCAUUCCUGGAGUAUUCCGUCUCUUGUCUUGUUGUUCCUCUGAUUCUGACUAACACCAUCAAUAUCAUGGAAGAUGCUGUUGCGGCUGCCACUGCUACCGCUACUGCUAAUGUGUUGGAAGCGAAAGAUGGAACUAUUUCCGUUGCUGCAGCAUUCCCUGGUCAUCAAGAAGCUAUACAGGAUAGAGAUCACAAGUUUGUAACAAAAGCAGUUGAAGAAGCAUAUAAAGGGGUUGAAUGUGGUGAUGGAGGUCCAUUUGGUGCGGUCAUUGUUCGAAAUGAUGAAGUAGUUGUAAGCUGUCAUAACAUGGUUUUGAGAAAUACUGAUCCUACUGCCCAUGCUGAGGUUACUGCUAUAAGAGAGGCUUGUCAAAAGCUGAAUCAAAUUGAACUUGCUGACUGCGAGAUCUAUGCUUCUUGCGAACCUUGUCCAAUGUGCUUUGGUGCAAUUCAUCUUUCAAGAAUUAAGAGGUUGGUUUAUGGGGUUGAAGCAGAAGCUGCAAUAGCAAUUGGCUUUGAUGAUUUUAUCGCUGACGCACUGAGAGGCACUGGUUUUUAUCAGAAGGCCCACCUGGAGAUUAAGAAGGCUGAUGGUAGUGGUGCUGUAAUUGCAGAACAAGUUUUUGAGAAGACAAAGGCCAAGUUUCAAUUGUACUGAUUGCUUUGAUCAUCAUUUUGAAAGUGAAUGCAUGUUACAAUUGUUCAGGAAAAUCCAGGUUCUUAUAUAACUGAAUACCAACGAAUUCAAGUAAUAUAAAAUUAAAUUCUCCUA